CCGGAUUGAGCAGUCUGUAGUGCAGAGCAGCCCCUCGGGCGUUCUGCCUGGCCCUGCUUCCCCUGCUGGCUGCCCUUCUGGUGCGUGCAUCCCAGGUGGCAUCAUGCUGCAGCAGAUCCUGCACGACAUGUACAUCGACCCUGAGCUCCUUGCCGAGCUCAGCGAUGUGCAGAAGCACAUCCUCUUCUACAAAAUGCGGGAGGAGCAGCUGAGGCGCUGGAAGGAGCGGGAGACUUGGGAGGCCCUGGCCCAGGACGAGGGUCUCAGGCCUCCAAAGACCAAGCGAGCAGCGAGUGAUAAGCACAUCCAAUGGCUCCUAGGGGCAGAUGGCGAGGUCUGGGUCUGGAUCAUGGGAGAAGGCCCUGGUGACAAGCCCUACGAAGAGAUCUCUGAGGAGCUGAUUGCAGAGAGGGCGCGGCUGCAGGCACAGAGGGAAGCUGAGGAGCUCUGGAGACAGAAGGAGGCAGAGAUCACCAAGAAGUUCCGGGAUGCUCUGGCCAAUGAGAAAGCCCGGAUCUUGGCGGAGAAGUGGAAAGUGGAGAUGGAAGACCGCAAGGCUGCCAAAGUCCUGGAGGAACGCAUCCACGAGGAAUUCAAGAGGAAAGAGGAAGAGGAGAGGAAGCGAGGAGAAGAGCAGAUUCGCCUCCAGGAAGAGCAGAGGGCGAAGGAGCUCUACUGGACCCUGAAGCAGGCUCAGCUGCAUUGCCAAGCCAGUGAGAAAGAGGAGCGAGAGUGGGAAGAACAGUUGCGCCGGUCCAAGGCGGCUGAUGAGGAGAGGAGCCGCCGAGCCCAGCGCGCCCGGGACGAGUACCGACGCCACUCACUCCGUGCUAUCCAGAAGGGCACGGUCGCUGGCCUCAGCUCCAUGUUCCGGGAGCUUGGCCAGAGCCAUGAGCAGGAGGCAAGACUCUACCACCACCUUCCCGGCCCGGGUCCGCCGCAGCCCCUUGCCCUGCCGGUCAGCAGGACCUGGGAGCGCCCGCUGCGCCCAGUCUCCAGAGAUGUCAUCGUCCGCUGGUUUAAGGAGGAGCAGCUGCCUCGCCGAGCUGGCUUCGAGAGGAACACCAAGUUCAUCGCCCCCUGGUUCCAUGGAAUUAUUAGCCGAGAAGAUGCAGAAGCUCUCCUGGAGAACAUGACUGAGGGAGCAUUCCUGGUCCGGGUCAGUGAGAAAAUCUGGGGUUACACCCUCUCCUACCGCCUGCAGAAAGGGUUCAAACACUUUCUUGUGGAUGCUUCUGGGGAUUUUUACAGCUUCCUGGGAGUGGACCCCAAUCGCCAUGCAACGCUCACGGAUCUCGUUGAUUUCCAUAAGGAGGAAAUUAUCACUGUUUCAGGAGGAGAGUUACUUCAGGAACCCUGCGGACAGAGGGACAGCCCACCAGACUACCAUCUGUUGUUUGAAUAAUUUUUUUCCUUAUCAAUUGGAUUCAUUUUGGUAUCCUGUUUUUGAACUCAGCUUAAGAACUUCUCAUCUCAAAUCCUAUGGCCUUCUGGAAGAUCCACCACUAUCCAAAGGAAAAAGUAGAUUAAUAUGUCUCAAGGGAUAUGACAUCUAUGGCAUAGGGCUACUGGUCUCAUCCCAGCAAUCAGGACAGAAAUUGCUAAUAGCUCAUGCAACUCUUUCAUGAAGAGCUUAGCUAUGACCUUAGAAGACAAAGCCUGUUUGUCAUGGCUUCUGUAAACCGAGCUCUUACAGUGCGUGGACCAUGUUUUAAUAAUCCAAAAUAAUUCCAGUGCCGAACCCUGAAUUUAACAUAUGGUAGACAUUCAGUAAAUGUUUGUUGAAUGAAUGCAUGUCUUCUAAAAGUUUUCCAACACAAAUUAGCAGUGGUUUCUUGUAAAUUAUUUCCUACUCGCCACUCUAUAAAAUCAUGGCAAUAAUAGAAGAUUAUGAAGGAUUUCUAUGGAGGACAUAAAUGCUGCAUCUUUCAUAAUCUCCAUUAUUACCCUCAUUGAUAUUAUCAUUGGAAUUAUCUAAGGUGAGCCCCAGUUUCCAGAGCAGCUGAUUGACACUGUCCUGCCUUCCUUAUUUAACCUCUUCUUUUGCCACUCGCCUUUAUCUUUGAAUCAUAUUUUGGCCUUGGUUUUGCAAUGGUUUUAUGUAAUCCUACAGAUGUCUUCAAGACCUGGGGUGAGUUAUAAAUGCAAGAAUGGUUUUUAGAAAUCUGAUGAGGCCUCUGCUCUCUGGGAUGUGGCCCUCUCUAUGCAGGUUGCUCCAAUGAUUAGCUCUGUCCUCAUUGUCCUUUUAAUUCCCUUGUCAACUUAAUCUCAGUAUGUUGCUUAUAUUAACAAGAAGAGUCACCCAAUAACUCCUCGAUAACUCUCAGUGAUGGUAUCUGUUGGUGCAUACUUGUGUUCCACAGUUAUGGCCAUAUACACAGAGGUAGUAUAUGAUGAAGAGAAGAUUACAGUCUUUACAGUCAAGAAGACUUGGGUUCAUAUCCUCACCCUGGAACUUACUAGCAUUAUAAUGCUUGCAGCAUUGUGUUUGGUGAGAGGAAAAGAAUGAAUGGAUUCUAGGAAUGUUAGGGAACGAUUUACUUUACCUGAUGGCUGUAUCAAACAUCUAUGCCCCACUUCUUCUCUUGCCUCACCUAUUCCUUAGAUUCUUGGUCACUUCUCUACCACAAGCCACCAGCACUAUAACCAGUUUUGCGUGGGUUCUGCUCUUCCUCCCUAUGUUGAUCAGUGUCAUGUGAGCAUAAGCCAAUGGUAGCUUGCCACAUGCCCCAUCUCCCGUUGCUGCAGAGGCAUAAGACAGAAGAGAUGGGAAGUGAAUGCCCCAUGUGGUGAAUCUGGGAUGAAUGGGAGUCCUAGGCUGGUAGAUCGUUUUUCCUCCUUCUUCCUCCUGGAGGAAGGAGUCUUCCUCUGAGAGUCAUCUGUUUGUAUGGUCUUUUAGAAGACAGUCCUGUAAGAUCGAGCAACCAGUCAUGAUGAAACCAAGUGGUGGCCGGAUCAGUAUGACACCCUGCUGCCCCCGUUUUUAAUUCUUCUCUGCCUUGCCCUGCUCUCUCCUGUUGCUCUGGGAUUGCACUUCUGAAUGAAGUAGCAGCUCAUAAGCUUUUGCCACAGGCUCUGUCUUUUGGGGAAUCCAGGAUAAGAACCCAUCAUACAGAAGUGUUCAAUAAUAUCAAUUUUGCAACUCACUCAGCUCCAUGGCUUCCCCCGGUCUGCCUGUCUCGCUACAUGCAUAGUGAAAUGAUGGAAGGAAUCUGCUUUCUGAACUCUAAUGUGCCUUCAUUGAUUAUCAUUAAAAUUAUCAUUAAAAUUGCCUUAUUUCUA
This is a messenger RNA of Pan troglodytes (chimpanzee), 3282 nucleotides long. RefSeq names its product SH2 domain containing 4B (gene SH2D4B). The transcript has 8 exons. The record is from RefSeq and is a predicted model, not a curated record. The coding region runs from base 104 to 1405 and encodes 433 amino acids. NCBI's taxonomy places the organism in Eukaryota, Metazoa, Chordata, Mammalia, Primates, Hominidae. Gene Ontology annotation, cellular component: cytoplasm.